UCAAAAUUAAAGAUGUCUGCGCCCUAGUAGAAUUAUUUGUGGCUUCCUUUCUGCAUUUUAGCUGCUUUAUCACCCAUAUUUAAACAUGAGUUUUAGUAAAGAAAGACAUGGAGGUGUUAUCGACAGAUACCUCACCUUAUAUGUGAAGUACCUUCGUGAAAAACCUGUUUUGACGAAGGCUAUUUCAAGUGGAUUGAUUGCUGGUUUAGGUGAUCUCAUUGCUCAAGUCAUCAAAUACAACCCUGGCAAAGGUCAGCACAUUAGACUGAGGAGCACAGCAGCAUUUGCGACAUUUGGAUUUGUGUUUGCUGGUCCACUGACACAUCAGUUCUACAUCUGGCUUGACCAAUGGGUACCAAAGACAGCAUCCUAUUGUGCCUUGAAGAGGAUCAUGAUAGACAGGCUCAUAUUGACCCCACCUUAUAUGCUCCUAUUCUUCUAUGUGGUGACCGUGAUUGAGGGUCAUGGCUUCAAAAUGGCAACACAGAAAAUCCGUGAAACGUUCUGGCCAGUUCUUCAGAUGAAUUGGAAGAUAUGGACUCUCUUCCAAUACGUUAAUGUUAACUACAUUCCUUCUGAGUAUCGUGUGUUAUUUGCCAGCUGUAUCUCCCUUGUGUGGAAUAUCUACUUAGCCAGCACUCGCAGGUGAGCAGGAGGGAAGAACAAGCGUCUCCAAUCUGACUUUAUGAUUAAGUACUGAUUUACCUGAUAGAUGGCACUACUUGGUUGAUACCGGUAUUGGAGUGCGAAGAUGAGAAUCAAUCUGUCGCGGAUUGAUUUUACUGCUUGAUUUUUAAGUACUGAUUGAUCAACUGGAUGGCGCCACAACUCUGCGAGAACUGCACCACGACUCGGCGAGAACUGCACCACAAAGUGGAGGACUGUUAUACAAUGUAGCCUGUAUUGAUUUGACUCUGUCACAGGUUCAGUUGGUAGGUGGCAGCACCUUAACAGUGUCAAAGUGGACUUUUGUAUCUUGUUGGACUGUUGUGUGAUUUGAGAGCUUGCUAUGACCUUGUCUUGUUAUUGUACUUGCCUGUACAUUCAUGUUACAAACGAAUCACAAGUCUCAGCGCGGAGGAGGACCAAAGUGCAAACCUAGUUUUCUUGAUAUGUAUUUCGGAGCAAUAACUCACAGUUAAAAAUCAGGCCAUAUUUUUGGGGGAUAGCCUUAAAAAAAUCACUGCUGCAUUUAAUUUUAACCCGGUAUCUUUCAAUAAUUAACUAACUGUGAAGCAUAUACAUGUUCAAUGUACAUGUAUACGGAAGACAAACUCCAAGAUGGUGCUGGUAGACAGGUGGAUCUUUAUCUGUGCUUUUUUGCAUGUGUUCCUCAAGUUCCUGGUCACGAUUGUGUAAGGAAGGUCUGUCUUCAUCCAUUGCAUUAAAGCCUCAAGUGUUCGUCCACCAGUUCAUAGCAUGAAUUUGUCUCAUAGAUAAAUCAUAUUUAGUCAAAUGAUUUUAAAUAUUCCUAUUUUUCCACGACACAAUGAGAAAAAUAGUUGCUUAUAUUUGAGAAAUGAACAAAACAGUGGUGAUGGUGAAAAUCUGUCUAGUCUGUGUAAAUUUAGUCUCAGCAGAUAUCCUGCUUUUGGAGUUGAGUCGUCUGAUGAACAUUGCUGGACCAUCGUUUAAUUGCGAGGAAAGUCUUAAAUGUCGGUCUUGCACUAGUGUUUCGGUGGUCUGGUUCAUUGUGUUGUCCAAGUUGUAGGUUUUUUAGCAGGAGAUGGGCUUUGUCUUAAUAUUUAUUAUUUAUUAAAUCAUGUUAUCAAUCUAAAGAAUAAGAAACGAACCAUGUUCUACAAUAAAUGAAUAAAGUAUUUUUG
This is a messenger RNA of Lineus longissimus, 1826 nucleotides long. RefSeq names its product peroxisomal membrane protein 2-like. Bases 86 to 649 code for a protein of 187 amino acids. NCBI's taxonomy places the organism in Eukaryota, Metazoa, Nemertea, Pilidiophora, Heteronemertea, Lineidae. The record is from RefSeq and is a predicted model, not a curated record. Gene Ontology annotation, cellular component: membrane; cytoplasm. The transcript is spliced from 5 exons.